AAACAUUUGAACAAGUUGGGACAACUACCUAUCAAUUAUCCAGUAGUAGUACUUAUGAUUCCUCAAAAUACAUUUAACAUAUUACAACGUAGGCUAUGUGUUAAAGCACUACUUUUGGUGUCCCCCUCAGGAAUUGCUCUUGAGUUGCUCCCCUCCAAAGUUGAUAUCAGAUUUUCGCCCCUGCUACCAACCGUUGUUUAACAUUAAACAUGGUAGGCCAAAUCCUGGUGUUAUGGUUGUGUCUCAGCCUGCGUACAGCAAACUCAGCCAACCAUUCCCUGAAGUAUUUCUACACAGCGCUCCCACAAUCUACUGGCCUUCCAGAGUUCAGCGCUGUUGCUUAUUUGGAUGAGGAACCAAUGUAUUUCUAUGACAGUUCUACAAAGGAAGUGGUAGCUCGACAGGAGUGGGUAAAAGGAGCCGUGGAUCCAGACUUCUGGAGAAGAAAUACACAAAUUCUUAAGGAGAAUGAGAUGGUGUUCAAAGACAACAUGGACACUGCAAGAGAUCGCUUCAACCAGACAAGUGCCCUUGUAUUGCAGAAAAUGUACAGCUGUGACUGGGAUGAGGUAACUGGUGCUACAGAUGAACGUGAACAGUAUGGAUAUGGAGGAGAGGACUUCCUGUUAUUUGAUCUGAAGAACAAAAGAUGGAUUGCACCUGGUCGGCAGGGACUCAUCACCAAAAUGAAGUGGGAUGCUAAUGUUAUUAAGCUUGAAGCCAAAAUUCACUAUCUAACACAUACGUGUAUUGAAUGGCUGAAAAAAUAUGUUUCCAAUUGGAGACGCAAUCUGGAGAGGACAGUACCACCGCAGGUAUCUUUGCUUCAGAAAGAACCGUCCAAUCCUGUGACCUGCCAUGCAACAGGCUUCUAUCCGAACGCAAUCAUGAUAUUUUGGGGAAGAGAUGGAGUAGAGAUCCAUGAUGAUGUGGUGCAUGAAGAGACCCUGCCUAACGGGGAUGGGACAUAUCAGAAGAGAAUCCAUCUCACUGUGUCCCCUGAAGACCUACAGCAGCACAACUACACAUGCACUGUCCAACACGUUAGAGGCGAUGAUGUGGUUCUGUCUGCUAACAGGGACAGCAUUCGCAGCAACAGCAGGAAUACUCAGGGGAUCUCCAUCAUCAUCUACAUGGUCUUGGUAUUGGUCAUCAUCGUCAUUGUAAUAAAGAGAAAGGCCUGGAAAAGAAAAGUAAGUCUCCUGAAGAAGAGUGUUCAUCUGCUCAUCAAUGCAAAAACUGCUGAAAUGGAGAAACCAAAAAAGAGACAUUCAGCUGAUACUCUCCAGAUACAACUGGUUCCGACAGAACGUCCAACAGAAGCAGAACAAUUUCCUCAGGCUUCAACUGUCUGUUGACUCUGACAACUUUAC
Salmo salar (Atlantic salmon) is the source of this 1373-nucleotide messenger RNA. RefSeq names its product major histocompatibility complex class I-related protein 1. NCBI's taxonomy places the organism in Eukaryota, Metazoa, Chordata, Actinopteri, Salmoniformes, Salmonidae. The record is from RefSeq and is a predicted model, not a curated record. Gene Ontology annotation, cellular component: external side of plasma membrane. Gene Ontology annotation, biological process: immune response.